UCAUCAAGCUCUUUAUCGUGAGGAAAAUCAAGGUUCUGGAGUGAUUGACUUGGGGAAAUCAAAUUUAUCUGGUAUUUCUGGAGUCCUAGAUUGCCGAAGUGAUCAAGAGCCUGAAUCAAUGAGAGCAGAGGGGACAUCAGCUGCAUUUAGUGUUGGUCUUCCAGUAGAGGAUAUGUGCAACAAACAACCAUCAACGAGGAUGCAGUUUUUUGGACAAAAUGUUUUCGUCAGUGAUCAAGAAGAUUCAAUGAUUAUUGAUGAUACUUUAGUUGUGGAUAGUGUUUCUACAUCAGGGCGAAAAUGUAGGAGAAAGAGGAAGAGUGGAGAGUGUUCUAUGAGUGCAGGUGGACAUAGUAAUAAAAGAAUACAUAUUGGUUCAAUAGUUAAUACAAUGGAAAGUUGUGGAAUGGUCAGUGAAGCUGAUGGUGGUGCUGAAUUGAGUGAUGACCAUUUAUUAGGUAAUAUUUAUUCAUUUCUUUUCAUUCUUGGUGACUUUGUUAUCAAUGUAAUGACUUAUUAAAGUUUCAUGUAUUUGGUAUUGGGCUCUUUUGUAGAUGAUGAUCAAACUGUUAGCUCAAGUGUUUGUGGCCAGGCUUUAUAUCAGAGAAACAAAAAAGGUUAUAUAUUUCCUGUUAUUUAAAUCUUUUUCUAAGUAGUCGAUUUUUAAAAAAAAAUUGGUUUAAAUUCUUUCUGUGUAGGCGGCUUAGUUGAAUAUCAUGAUGAUGGUGAUGACACAUAUCAGUGCACUUAUUGUGACGCCAAUUUUUGGUGUGGGGAAUCUCUGAAACGCAGAUCUACAAGAGAUCCUAUUGUUUAUACUGGUUGUUGCAAGAAAGGUCGUGUUAUACUUGAGCCGCCUAGACAAACUCCUGCAUUGCUUGAUAAUCUUCUAAAUCGAAUCAAUGGUCGAGAAAUUUCAUCAUUUAGAGAUAAUAUUCGUGUUUACAACUCCAUGUUUGCUUACACGUCAAUGGGUGCAAAGAUUGAUUAUAGUAUAAAUAAUGGGACUGCACCUUAUGUCUUCAAAAUUUGUGGUCAAGUGCAUCAUCUUAUGGGUUCUAUGUUGCCGCAAGAGGGUGAAAUUCCGAAAUACGCCUAGUUGUACAUCUAUGAUACACAAAAUGAAGUGAAUAACAGAAUGAAUAUUUUGACUAAUGCUAAUACUGGAAAAGUUAAA
Molecule: messenger RNA, 1177 nt
Organism: Argentina anserina (silverweed cinquefoil)
Lineage: Eukaryota; Viridiplantae; Streptophyta; Magnoliopsida; Rosales; Rosaceae
Exons: 6
Coding region: 119-520 (133 amino acids)
Source: RefSeq, a predicted model, not a curated record